Messenger RNA from Cyphellophora europaea CBS 101466, 1233 nucleotides. RefSeq lists its product as uncharacterized. Gene Ontology annotation, biological process: transmembrane transport; nucleobase transport. Gene Ontology annotation, molecular function: nucleobase transmembrane transporter activity. The transcript has 2 exons. The coding region runs from base 1 to 1233 and encodes 410 amino acids. The record is from RefSeq and is a predicted model, not a curated record. NCBI's taxonomy places the organism in Eukaryota, Fungi, Ascomycota, Eurotiomycetes, Chaetothyriales, Cyphellophoraceae. Gene Ontology annotation, cellular component: plasma membrane.
AUGAAUGGCGCUAAUACAGUGCGAGUCAUGAUCGGAGCGAUUUGGCCAUCAUUCUUGAGGCUCGAGAACCACAUCCCAGAAUCGCAAGGCAUCGACGAUGCUACCAUGAUCAGCUUCUUUCUCUUCUGGCUCGCACAGGUCCCGUUUCUCUGUAUGCACCCAAAUCAGCUCCGAUUGUUGUUCAUGGCAAAGUCGAUCAUUGUGCCUGCAGCUUGGGUCGCGAUCAUGAUUUGGGCGUUCGCAACCACUAGCGGCGGAGAGAUAUUUGAUCAGGAGCCACAGGUAUCUGGAAGCGCGUAUUCAUGGGCCUUUUUGUCUUCUAUGACGUCGGUCAUCGGGAACUACGCAACGCUGUCUGUCAACCAAUCAGACUUUUCACGGUACUCUCGUGUCAGUGUCAAGUGGCAGUGCAUAUACGUGCCCAUGCUGCCGAUCUUCUUCGUCUUCAUCUCGUUCAUCGGCAUUGUUUCGUCCUCGGCAGGAGCGGCACACUAUGGCACCCUCGAAUGGGAUCCCAUGGCGCUCGUGGGGCACUGGGACAGUCGGGCGGCACGCUUCUUUGCCGCAUUCUCCUUCGCACUGGCUGCACUGGGCGUCAACAUCUCGGCGAACAGCUUGAGCGCGGCAAACGACUUGAUGGCACUUAUGCCACGUUUCAUCAACAUCAGACGCGGGCAGCUCCUCACCGCAGUCCUCUGCUGGGCACUGGUGCCUUGGAAGAUCUUGGCUUCGGCGGGCAGCUUCUUAAACUUCAUGGCGGCUUAUGCGAUUUUUCUGGGGCCCAUUGCAGCCAUUAUGCUGUUCGAUUUUUGGGUAGUCCACAAACGCAAGUAUGACACCGUGGAGUUAUACAACCCGCACGGAAUUUAUCGCUACACCGGCGGCGUCAACUGGCGAGCAAUUGUGGCAUUCCUUUGCGGUGUAGCUCCCAGUUUGCCAGGCUUUAUCAACGGCAUCAACAACAACAUUGAAGUAGGAGUCGGCAUCCAUCCUUACCAAUUUGGGUGGCUGCUUGGCUUUGUUGGGUCCGCAUUGGUGUAUACAGCUCUGUCACUGCUGUUGCCGGCCAGGGAGACCUUUAUAGAGCGCGCUGUGCGGCCUGACGAAGUAUUUGCCCGACAGGGUGAGAUCGUCGGAGAUAGUGGCAGUGGUAGCGGGAUGGAGGAGGGAAGGGCUGCGGAGAAGGUUGGCUUUCGACAUAAGGUGGAGCAAAAGUUUGAGAGGUUUCUGUAG